AUGGCUCCCAAGCGCCGUCGCGAAGGCUACAAUAUCGACGUGAAGCUGGUGGAGCUCUACGAAGACCUCGCCAGCGAAAAGGACGAGAUCAGACUCAAGGCCGCCCAAGGUCUCGUCUCAGAAUUCACUCCGGACAAGAACCCCGCCGAUGAGCAGAUUCAAAAGGUCCUUCGAAGACUCUUCCGCGGUCUCUGCAGUAGCCGCAAAGCAGCGCGUAUCGGCUUCUCAAUCGCCUUGACAGAGAUCCUGACCCAGGUCUUCUCUACACCAAGAGAGACAUCCCGAUUUGGGUUUUCGGACGCUCUGAGUCUCUGGGAGAACCAGUCCAACUCGACCGGCAGCGAGUCGGGUCAGGAACAACGCGACCACCAUUUCGGACGUCUAUUUGGCGCUGAAGCAAUAAUCAAAUCUGGCGUCCUGUUCCAGUCCACCGUGCCCUUCGAGCAAUGGACCCAAGUCCUCGACCUUAUUUUCGAGCUCGCCCAGAAGAAGCCCUGGAUCCGAGAAGAAUGCGGAUGGAUCAUCUACCAGUGUGUUUAUGAUUUGGCCUCGCGAAAGAUGGAUACCAAGUAUAUUGAGUCUGCACUGGAACGCUUGUGCUCGUAUGAGAUUGCCCGGUCGCCUGAAGGUAUUGCUAUCUGGUUGGCAGCGAAGGAUCUGUUCCCCAAGGCUAGCUUCCCGAGCAAGGUCUGGAAGCACGAUGACCCGCUGGACACCAAGGAGCGCAGCAGUCUGUCUAAGAUUAUGAAGGAGUCUGGAGCCGCGAACAGUGAGGGCGAGAACAAGAACUCCGCGAAGUCGUCUGGUGUCUGGAACUCCAAGCUUCACUUUGCUUGGGAUGCUGUUCUUUCUCGGACCAGUCUUGAGAAGGAAGAGAAGUCGAAGAAGGCUCGUUUGAGCUUUGCUGACUUCUGGACAGAGGUUGUGGACAACGGACUCUUUGCUUCCGCGUCCUCGGAGGAGCGCAAGUACUGGGGUUUCCUGCUCUUCGUUCGGGUCAUCAACGAUGGUGGUCCCCAGCAGGCCUCUCACGUCUUUACCAAGAACCUCAUGCGCUGCCUCACCAACCAAAUGGCUGUAGAGGACCGAUACCUGCACCGCAUGGCAGUCAAGGCCGCCAAGGCUAUUCAGGCCCGUGUCUCCAAAGAGCCCGAAUUUGCGGCCGUCGCAAUCCGCGGUUUGAUGGGAACCAGUGGCACACUCAACUUCGACCAAGCGACCAAAACCAAGACCGUUGAGAAGAUUGUGGCCGAAGCCAACCACGAGGCCCUCGAGGAGAUCGUCCCCUUCUUCGAGCAACUCAUUCAGAAGCCGGGAACCACCGACGAGAAGACUGCUGCUUCUAAUCGCCAAUUCGUCGCCGGUCUCCUCCUCUCCAUCGUGCGCUCCAAGGCAUCCGCCAACGAAGACGAUGCAGAGGACCUCCAGACUAGCCUUGAGCAGCUAUUGUCUAUUUUCGUGCGCUUCGCGUACUUCAUGGAUACUGGCAAGGGAUCUUCCGCCCCCGAGCCGCCUCUUUCACAGGCCACACAGGAGCUGCUGCGCAACCGCAUUAACUCUUGCUUGAACAGCCUUAUCUCCAACCAGAAGUUCGCUGCUACUCUCCCAUACGUGGUUGUGAAGCAGAUCCGCGAUGCUGCCAAGUCUGGCGAGCACGGAAAGUUCAUCAUUGAUAUCGAUGAUAAGCUGCAGGACUCUGUGAAAGCUGCCUUCAAGUCUCUGAAGAAGCUGUCUGGCAAGGAGAAGAAGGAGAAGGGCAUGGCUGCUUUCAAGCUGCUCUACUCUAUGACCAUCAUGCAGGUCUACAAUGGUGACGCCGACGCAGUGUCUAUGCUUGAUGAGUUGGAGUUCUGCUCCACCAAGUUCCUUGGCGACAAGGAAAGCAAGAAGCAAGACACCGGCGACGCCUCCGACGCGCUUGUUGAGAUUUUGCUCAGUUUCGCUUCUAAGCAGUCACAGUUGUUCCGCCGUAUGAGUGAGCAGGUGUUCAGUGCGUUUGCUAACCAGAUCACCGAGAACGGAUUAGAGUCUUUGAUUUCGAUCCUGGAAGCCAAGGAGAGUCUGGCUGGACAGCAAGAGAUGUUCGAAGAGCAAGAUGAAUCCGGCGAAGAAGAAGGCGAAGAAGGCUCCGACGCAGAGAUGAUGGACGUCGACGAUCUCGACAGCGAUGUCGAAGUCGUCGAAGCAGGGGAAGGCUCCGACUCGGACUCCGACUUGGAAGAAGAAGAGGACGCAAAUGAAGACGACGCCCUAGAAGUCGCCGCCUUCGAAGCCAAGCUUGCGGCAGCCCUAGGCACACACCGAGCCGACGAAGACCUCAACGCUGCCGAAUCCGACUCAGACGCUGACAUGAACGACGACGAGAUGGACGAACUAGACGACAAACUAGUCCAAGUAUUCCGCGCCCGCCGCCAAGAAACCUCCCACCGCAAAGACAAGAAGGACGCCCGCGAAAACAUGGUCAACUUCAAGAACCGCGUGCUGGACCUCCUCGAGAUUUUCGUCAAGAAGAGCCACUCCCGCCUCCUCACCCUCGACCUUCUCCUCCCCCUUCUCCGCCUCUCCCGCCGCUCAACCGUCAAGCAAAUCGCUACAAAGGCCAACAAUGUCCUGCGCGAGUACACAAAGGUCUGCAAGGGCAACUCCCUCCCCAAGAUCGAAGACGAUGCCCAGACAGAGGCGUUGUGGGAACUUCUCCGCUCUGUGCACAAGGAGGCUGGACAUAGUGGCCCUAUGGGCCAUGCUACGGCUUGUAGCCAGGCUUCUUUGCUCGUCGUUAAGAUUCUCGUUGCGCAGGAUAAGAGUGCUAUCGAGGGUGUUGUGGAUGUCUAUGCCCAGACACGCAAGGAUCAGCUUGUUAGCACCAAGUGUCAUGUGCAGCCGUCUUUCUUCUCUGAGUGGAAUAACUGGUGUGUUUCUGCUAGUAAGCAAUUGAAGUGA
This is a messenger RNA of Penicillium antarcticum, 2940 nucleotides long. RefSeq names its product DNA-directed DNA polymerase POL5. Gene Ontology annotation, cellular component: nucleolus. The coding region runs from base 1 to 2940 and encodes 979 amino acids. Lineage: Eukaryota; Fungi; Ascomycota; Eurotiomycetes; Eurotiales; Aspergillaceae. The record is from RefSeq and is a predicted model, not a curated record. Gene Ontology annotation, molecular function: transcription factor binding; rDNA binding. Gene Ontology annotation, biological process: regulation of DNA-templated transcription. The transcript is spliced from 5 exons.